Molecule: messenger RNA, 2252 nt
Organism: Sycon ciliatum
Lineage: Eukaryota; Metazoa; Porifera; Calcarea; Leucosolenida; Sycettidae
Exons: 5
Coding region: 205-1482 (425 amino acids)
Source: RefSeq, a predicted model, not a curated record
AACAGUCUUGAGCCGCUAGGAAGCCUGCCCAUCAGUGGUGUGGGACUCGAGUGCAGUCAGUUAUUUCUAAGUUCAUCUUAUUCUCGAAACACAAUUAUGUAGCAAGUGAAACAACACCACUGCAGUCCUUUGCCUCAACAUUGACUCAUGUCCUUGUAGCGGAUACCAUAAUCGCACAAACUGACUGGUGUAGCCGCCAAAACAAUGGCCAAGUUGUCUCCAGGACCUCUGCUGACUUGCCUCAUAGUGACGCUCUGCUGUCUGCCAGGUCUGAACAGUAAUGGCGUGUUCGGCACAGAGGCACCGCCGGUUCCAGCUAGUAUAUCAUCAGAAGCUAUUGUUAGUGAAGGUUUGCCGGUCACACAUCCACAAACUAAAAAUGAGGACACGACUCCAGAAGGUGGACAGCAAGAGGAGGGAAGCGGAGGUGAAGUCACAACAGACGACGCGCAAGUGAAUCCAGUCACCCAGCGUCCUGGAAACAGCGAUCCAGCUUUGGCUACCACAACGGAAUCAGACCCGACCAAGACAUUAGCCAUAGCACUUGGCGCCGUGUGGGGAGCUGUCUGUAUUCUUCUGGUCGUUAUCCUCAUUGUUAUAGUACAACGAAGUCGUCAAAACAGAGAACAUGCCGGCGCUGAUGGUACAAGGAAGAAGAGUACAGAUGACUUGGAGAUGACUGAUUUGCUACCCAAUGGAGCUGAUGCUGAGAAAGGAGCAACGGCAAGUCUCGACGACAAAACCGAAGAUAAAGAUAACCCUGAUGGCAAGACAUCCGCAGAAGAUGGUGACAAACCAGAGAAUGGUGCUGAAUUGCAAGAGAGUGCUACAGGUGCUACGAAAGCAGACGCUGAAAACUCUACCCCAUCCGCAACAGCAGCAGCACCACCAAAAGAUGUGGGUGAGGAGAAUGCUGAAGGUGCUAAAGAAAGAAAUCUUGCAAGCUCUAGCCCACCAGUGAAAUCAGCAGAAAAAGAUGAAGAUGUCACCCAGUGCACUGCAGAGUCAACAGCAGUGUCAACUGGGGAAGAAACUAAGACAGACACUCAGACAAAUGCGGAAAGUCCCAAGAAAACAACCGACUUGCAAUCAGUUGGAGAGAGCCAAGCCAAUAGUGUCAAGGAUACAGAAGGGAAAGCAUCUGCCAAAGGAGAGAACUCCAAUGACACUGAAGGCGAGACCAGUUGUGCGGGUACUACAGAGAAACCAACCUCUGGUAAGGAGCAGGGUGACAGCAAGGACAUGGUUAGUAGUGAUCAGGGGCAAGCCUUGGACAAGACACAGCAAACCAAGGAAUCUGGCAGAACGGAAACAAAUGACUCCGAGGACAUGGCAAAUGACACCGUCACCACUGAUGUGGAAGACACAACUACCAAGAAAGGUGAAGAAGGCCAAACCUCUACUGGUGAUAGCAACAAGCAAGACCCGACGGCAAAGACUGAAGAAGAGGUGGUUGCUGAGACGAAGGACGAGGCAUCGUGAUGGCAUCGAGCAGUGCAACUGCAAGAGAAUCACGGACGGCGAGUUAUUCUUCAAGAUGAUCAGAAAGUCAUCUUGAAAUAAAAAGGUGCAAAACAUCAACGGAAGAUAGUGUACAAAUAUUCUACGUGUGUAUUACAAUUUUCACCACUAAUUUAUUGCACCACCGCACCUGGUUAUUGCACCACUGCACCUGGUUAUUGCACCACCGCACCUGGUUAUUGCCACAUUCUUCCUUCAGUAGUAUGUCAUGCACUCAUAAUCAAUAGUAUGUCGUCCAGUCAUAAUCAACAGCAUGCACUGUCCACUUUAAUCACUUCUGAUGGUAAUUUGUAAUUUUUCUCGACCACCAGUGUCACCUACCAGCAAAGGUGAUAUACUCGUCAGAUUGAAUUCAUGAGCCAUAUUCAUGAUAUUGCAGUUUUGGCAGGCUGGUAUUCCGCGGACUCUCAAAUUCAUAUAUGUAUGUCGUGCCAUGCUGUGCCCCCCCCCCCCCCUCCCCCUCCAGACAUGCAAACAUCCAUAUCCACACACAAUGCUAGUGUCAUUGGAUACAUUCCUGCUCGUUUUUGCAGGUGCAUACAACACUGCCCUUUCCCUUAUCCUGUGCCUAGUCAUAUCAUUUCCAAAUAUCGACCAAUUCACGUCAUGCAGGCCUAUGGAUCUCACCAGAAGCAUUGAUGCAUUAUAGGGAACCUUUGUGAUUUCUCUCCCACAAUUUAACUUGUUGCUUGGAUUUGUACUCACCUUGAAAUUACCCAAACUACAACAUA